Messenger RNA from Sinocyclocheilus grahami, 1387 nucleotides. Its product is annotated as gastrula zinc finger protein XlCGF8.2DB-like. Gene Ontology annotation, molecular function: DNA-binding transcription factor activity; RNA polymerase II cis-regulatory region sequence-specific DNA binding. The coding region runs from base 123 to 1064 and encodes 313 amino acids. Gene Ontology annotation, biological process: regulation of transcription by RNA polymerase II. The record is from RefSeq and is a predicted model, not a curated record. The transcript has 3 exons. NCBI's taxonomy places the organism in Eukaryota, Metazoa, Chordata, Actinopteri, Cypriniformes, Cyprinidae.
CGAUGUGACGUAAUAAAUACGCGUCGCGCUCCUGCAUCUGUGUUUAAGAAAGAACAGUGUCCAAAUACACAGAAAGGUUCCUGCUGAAGAAAUUAAGAUCCAUGUGACACGCUAUUAUAAAGAUGGCAUUUGUUAAAGAGGAGAGUGAAGACAUGAAGAUUGAAGAAGCAUUCAGAGUCAAACAUGAAGAUACUGAGGAACAAACAGACCUGAUGGCGCUGAAAGAGGAGAGUCAAGAUCUGAAUGAAACGGAAGAGAAAGAUCUGCAUGAAAAACAUGAUUUCAUUACUGGAGAAAUGUCUUUUUGUUGUUCACAGACUGUAAAGACUUCCUCUCAAAAAGGAGCUCAGAACACCGGAACUCUGAGUCAUUUUACUUGCCAACAUUGUGGAAAGAGUUUAAAAAAAAGAGAAAACCUUAAAAUCCAUAUGAGAAUUCACACUGGAGAGAAGCCUUUUAACUGCCACCAGUGUGGAAAGGGCUUCCCACGAAAAGAUAAUCUUAGGAUUCACAUGAGAAUUCACACUGGAGAGAAGCCAUUUGUAUGUGGUCAAUGUGGAAAACGUUUCCCACAUAAAGCAACCUUUUAUACUCACAGGAGAAUUCACACUGGAGAGAAGCCUUACACCUGCAAACUGUGUGGAAAAACUGUGAAUCGAAAAGGAAAUCUUACGGCUCACAUGAGAGUUCACACUGGAGAGAAGCCUUUCGCGUGUGAUCAGUGUGGAAAAUGUUUCGUACGUAAGGAAGGCCUUAGUAAGCACAUGGAGAUUCACUCAAGUGAGAGCUGUUUUAUAUGCCCUCAGUGUGGAAGUACAUUCACAGACAGGAAACACUUUAAGAGCCACAUAAUAACUCACAUGGGACAGGAGCCGUUUAUGUGUCACCACUGUGGAAAGACUCUCACAAAAAAAGCAAACCUCAAGACUCACAUGAGAAUUCACACUGGAGAGAAGCCUUUCACAUGUGAACAAUGUGGAAAGAGUUUCAGACAGAAAACAACCCUUUAUACCCACAUGAGAGUUCACACCACAGAGAGGCCUAUUCGAGUAUGUAUAGUGUGAGUUUCCCAUAUCAAAUAGAUCUGAAGAGUUAUUUGCAAACUUAUUCUGGCAAGAAAUUGCAGUGUUCUGAAUGGGGUAAGAGGUUUAGAGAAAGGAGCACCUGUGCACUCAGGCUGGAGAAAGUAGGGUGCCUGUGGGUCCUUGAAAAGGCUGUAAUGGCAUUACAUUCACUUUCAACAACAAGUCCAUAAAAGUCCUAAAUAUUAUAAAUGAUAAGGGAAAAUAUUUGAAGCACAAACAGAGGAGAUGCUUGAAAAGGCAAACCUGUUUUUGAUUGGCUAGAGAUCAUGUCAUGGAAGUCAUAAUCUUCUAAUAUUAUGCGC